UUGUCGAAGCUGAUGAUGAUGCUGCGACGCAGCAUCCCGUUGUUUGUAUCCUUGCCAUGUCACACGCGUGAUGAGAGUGUUCUUGGGGUGUUUGGAUUGCGCAUGUACAGAACUCAGAAUUGUGGAGAUAUUGAAGAGAGAUCCGGAACGCAUGGUAGCCGAAGGCACCCAGCAUCCACUAAGCCGUGGAGUUUAGAGUCAUCAGGAUGCUCGCCCUUUUCGCAGCAGAUCCCAGUCAACGGUUGAGUGUCAAGUCGAGCGGGCGUGAAAUCCUGGAGGUCGAUAGGAGCUUCUCUAGUCCUCCGGACUAUCUCCGGAUCUGUGCUAUCUUGUCGUGAGUGUGGAGAUUUCCCAAGUUCUGAGAACAUAACCAGACUUUUAAAGUCGUCGCCGGAGUCGGUGACGGGCAUGUGCAACGGAGGUGGAGGAAAAUUAUCAUCGUUCCGGUCACAUCUCAAGUGAGCCCUUCCGUACGUGGAGUUGCACGUGUGUGAGUAAGUGUGUAGGUGGUGGGUGCUCAUGAUGUGCUCCGGGAUUCGUGCAUAAGAGGACGGAAAAAGUUCUAAACUUUAAUGGAUGUUUGGGAAAGUUGUUCUUCUGGUGCAGUAUUUGGAGCAAACUACGGGUACAGAGUUGGACGGUGGCAGCACUCGAGACACGGCGGCAUCUAGCCAGGAACAAACAAAACCAAAGCCAAGUAAACAAUUGUUCUUUUGCAUAAUCGCGGCGUACUCCCCUCGAGGGACGAACGUCAGCACAGCACGAGAAGACACAACCCGGAAGUAGUAGUUCGAAAGACGAGGACCCCACACUGGGAAAUUGGCGUGUGAAAGUUGGGCCACAGAACCUAAAAAAAAACAAGUAGAGGAAAAAGUUUGUGCGGUGCUGACCUUUUUUUGACACACUCUCGGCACAAUGAUUGGAUGUACGUGCUGAAGAGUAGUGAAGACACAUCUUUGUUGCGUUGCGUUGAGACGGAAUAUAAAUAGAUGAAAGCCGGAACGUGUCCCAAAUUGGGUUGGUGCCAAAUGUGAAGAGCAAAUAAAGUUACCGGGAAGUUUUACAUUGAAUUUGUGGUGACGUAACUGGAAAUAAAAUCUUUGAAUUGAAAACUACAUAGUGUUGGGGAAGAGAGAAGAUUGAAGGCAAUAACUGUGUUUAAAAAACUUUAAUAAUGUGGAUCAAUGAGCGAAAAAAGUGACUAUUAAUGCAGAGCAGCUGAAUUUCAAGUCAAGUUUUCAACUCAUAGAAGAGAAAUCUUCCAAGAAAAGAUCCAAAAUCCACCGCGUCAACGGAACAAAAGAAGCCGGCCAAGCCGCCCAGGAAGCCAAGAGAGCGAAGGUAUCUUGCACCGGAAAAUGGCUUCAUUAAGGUCCCUAAUCCCCGGCAGACGAAUCGUGCUCAAGGCCUUGCCGAGGCAACCAUAGCUCGUGGGCCUCAUUGCGAGUUCCUUGGAAAUUCGUUGCCGUUGGAAGAGCAUUAGACGAAGAAAAGCUCGAAGGAGCAGCGGCAGCAUAGCAUACCUUCGGCGCUGCUAACAAAAAGUGACAUCAAAGUGAGAUCUAUAAAUAACCAGCAGCAGCAUCAACAUCAGCAACAGCCUGGCCACAGUGUUAUUUUUGUGGUGCCAGCCCAGAGUCUCGAGCAAGGAAAAGUCACAAUCAUAACGUCUUGAUGAAUUCGUGCCAAACUUUGGUAUGCGUGAACGCUUGAAAAAUCAUCUUCAAGAGUAUCCCAUGCGACAGAGGCGUAAUUUGCGGCACAACACAAGCACACAAGCCCAUCCCACGUGCUUCAAGUUUCCACGUGGCCAUAACGAAGUAUAUUGCAGUAGUUUUAUCGUCCCAUCAGCCCCAGUACCAGCAGCAGCGGUACCAGAGGCCACUUUAGUGCCAAUUGCGGGCCGAUGCUGCUCAUUUUAGUGUGAUAAGAGUAAUAACAAUAACUAUAAUAAUAAUAAUCACUUUUGUUUAAAACAAUGAACAAGAGUCGAAAGUCGUGUCCAUCGUCGGCAGCAUCCGCCCGUCGCCAGUUGAUGAAACAUGUAAUCAUAAAUGUGUCAUGUUUGUUAAUUAUAUGCACAGCUGCCAACGGUGUCACCGCAACGCCUACUGCCACCACGACGGAAACGAGAGUGGUGGCAGAUGGCCAUGGGAAGCGUGGUGACAACAGUGCCAAAGUUCAAUCGAUUCUUGGCGCCGGAAACAGACCAGACAAUAAGCAGCACCAGCCACCACCCUUUGUACAUAGAAAUUUGAUGCUCGAGCGAGGAUUUCAUGAGAAUAGCCACGAUAAAACUUUAUCUCCCGUAAAGUCUGAUUACAAUGUUAAGGAUUUCCAGAGCAAACGAGAGCCUCGGUUCAGCACGAUCCGGUGGAAACGGAGCUCUGCUGGAAACAUUAGUACAAAUAGCAAUUUUAAUAUUCUAAACUUGUCCAACAAAAACCUAAGUAAUGCGAAUCACUUAGCAGCGGAGUUGGCCAACUACAGCCUUAGGCGGAGUAAUUACGAGAUUAGCCACUACUACAAUCUCAGUGACAUCAGUGCACUGGACCUGUCGAGGAACAAUCUGUCGGAGGGUCUGCUGGACCAGCUGCAGACAAAGUUUUCCAUACUUUUGUGGUUGGACAUGUCGGAGAAUAAGCUCACCACAACAGAAUGGCUGCGGAACAUACCCUCUCUCAAGUACUUGAAUUUGUCGUGCAAUCAUUUAACGACCUUCUCCAGCACCCAUCUGGCCCAACUGACUCGGCUUGACCUGUCGAGCAAUGCCAUCGCUAAUAGUUCGGCCCUCACCCCACUGGCACUCCGCAAUCUGACCGACCUGGACCUGAGUUGCAACCAGCUGGAGACGAUAGACAAAGGUCUCUUCUUUCACACCCGCGCGCUCCAACGGUUGGACAUUUCCGGCAACGCAAUCAAGCGGCUGAAUCGUUCCAUUUUCUACAAUCUUAUCAACCUCGAGCAUCUGAACCUCGCCGGAAAUAGGAUCGACGUUAUUGAAAAUGACACGUUCUCCUAUCUGCUGAAUCUGCAAUUUUUGGACCUGUCGCAGAACGAAAUCGGUCCGGACUCCAUCCGGGCGCUGCAGGGCAUUCCGGCACUGAUUGGACUAUCGUUGGCACACAACGCCCGGCUCGGCACCGUUAUGCACGAGUUUGUGGCAUCCUGGAGUCUGAAAGAGCUGGACGCCAGCGGAACCGGGCUGUGCCGCAUCCCGACGGCACUGGCCCAGUCGGUGAAAUCGCUGAAGCUGGCCAACAAUUUGCUAAAUGUAAUUCGAAGCGGCGAUCUGGACAGCUACCCCCUGCUCCAGCAGCUCAUUCUUUCGGACAAUCUGAUAUCGGACAUCGAGGACGAUGCGCUCGGCCGGCUGGAACUGCUCUCGACCCUCUUCCUUGACCGUAACCAGCUGGUGCGCGUCCCGGUCAGUCUCCCCUCCAAUCUGAACCAUCUCCACCUGCAGAACAACGCCAUCUACGAGUUGCAGCCGGGAGUGUUUAGGUAUCUGAAGAAUCUAAGGACGCUCAAUUUGGCGGGAAAUAGAAUCGCUUACUUGCCGGAACUGCCCCUGCCCGGGCUUGUUCUGCUAAACGUUCAACGCAAUGACCUGAAAGGGUUAAGCCAAUCGGUGGUGAAAACGUCACCCAAUUUGAGCGAGUUUUUGCUGGAAAAUAAUCCGGUCCGGUGUGCCGAUUUGCUCGGAAUCGCUGAGUGGGCCAAACCGUGCCGGGACGAGAUGCUGUUUGAGGACAGCAAAGAUAGUGACGGCGAUGACAGCGGAGAUGAGUUUGAAAUUUUCGGUAGAUUUACGACCGGCGGUCGCCGGAGCAGGUGUACCCGGGAAUCGGGCAGGACACUGGCGAAAAUGGCGACGAAAAUUGCGCUGCUCAAAUCACAGUGCCGGAAUGAAAAUUUAAUUAACCCGAACGCACCAAAUCGCCUUAAAAGCGAUCAAACAACCGUGAAGCAUCCAUUAGAGGGCGAUAAAAUCGGUCCAACCGCGGUCGCGUCCUCUGCUCCGAAAAUUGGCAUGAUGAAUGAUAAGCCGCGGAGUGGAGAAGGCGCUAAGAACGGUUUAUUAAAGAAUUUUACGAUGAUUGCUGAUGGUGCUGCCGCGGUGGCUAACGACCGAAACAAAGUAAACGUCAACGGGACGAAGAAGGCGGUGAAUUUGGAUGUAAAUUUGAGCGCGAAAAGUUUUGGGAACGCUACAACAGGAGAAGGGAUGCCAGCACUGCAGCGCAAUUUUCAUAAUAACACGAUUAGCGAUGCGAAUCGAGAUAAAGCGGUGAACGGAGCGAAGAAAGUCACCAUUUCGACACCGAAGAAGAAAGUGCCACAAAAGAAGAAGAUUCCACUCAAGACCGCCACUCCGGCAGCGGACCCUAAUCCGAUGGCAAACAAUGAUAAAUUAGCGAAUAGUUCAAGUGUAAACAAAGUCGUCAAUUUAACAGCAAUAACGGCGAUUGUUAACGUAACUGGAAACGAACGUGACGAAGCGAGUGAUAAGAGUGAUACGGAGGAGAAAAAAGCCAACAGAAAUAGCUUAAUUCAAACUGAUUCGAUGGCACGAACGAGUCCCGCCAGCUUGGAGCAACCGGCAACGCCAAGGACGAGUGACAAAUUGGUAGAAAUAACAGUGACGACGACGACGGUGCUGCCAUCCUCCUCGACGUUGACCUCGAAGUUGAUGCUGAAAAAAUACGACCAGACCUCGACGACGACGAUGGGGACACAAACGACAACAAACGAGUCCGGGCGUCACUCCUCCUUCAUCAGCAAUAAAAACAACUCUGUCGGUGACGACAACGACCACGUUGAGCAAACAGACACCGCCGAAGGCAAUUUGGAACGGAACAUCCCACCCAGUACAACGCCCCUGCCGCCAGUGUCCACGAGCACAACCCGCAGAAAGGUCCCGCGAAAGAGUUACAAUGUAACGGGCAAGACCCGCAAAAAUGUAAAUCAUAUGAAGAUGAAAUUAAAAUUUAACCGCGAUCAACUGCACGACGACGAGUUCCGGGACGAUUUUGACAUUGACAGCAUGGGUCCACUCGGCGGGUAUGACCACGGAGUAACGUCCCACGGCAGGAAGGGCGCUAGUAAAUUCUCCAUCUACGACAGCAUCUAUCUGGCAUCACUGAAAAAUGCCAACUUCAAGCCAUUCCAUCAUGCCGUGCACGUACUAAACUCGUCCCGGACGGCGACUCCUUCCGCUGAAGCUAGUAACACCGACCCGCUACGGAUUCCGGCCACGUCCGUGGAAACGUCGUCAAAAAUUCUACCACAAGAAUGGAAUGAUGUACGGCCGGUGUCAAGUGGUGGCUCUCAUUACGGACUAUUCAUUGUGGUCGGGGCCACCCUCGGUAUGCUAAUCUCGUUCGGAUUGUUCCAUCUCUAUUAUUGUCGUGUACGGGGCCGAGGCCGAGGUCAACAUCUGCACGGACAUCACCCCCAUUACCGGCCAGCCCACGCCAGUGGAAUGGGAUCAUGCAGCAGCAAUCAUAAUUCUACUCAUCAUCGCUAUUCAUACGCAUUCGAACAGGAUGACAGUGACGAACGGCUAACCUACACGAUAUCGACCUCGGUGCUGGACACUCCGGACGACGCCGGCUCUACGGUCCAUCACCAGCAGCAGCAAGACGUCCUCCAUAUGGACGUCCUAAAUCCACUCAAAUCAAAACCAUUGUUGGGGAAUUUAAGCAGUGGUAGUAGCAGUCGGAGUAGCAGCACCGGCGGCAGUGCUGCCAGUAGCUGCUUCGACGGCCACAGUCCGACGGCAUCCCGUGGAGGUGGUGAGCUGCGGCUUAGUCCGCGGUCGACGAAUCCAAAUGACAGCAGCGGCAGAAAUCAUCCCAAUACUUCCAAUAAUCACAAUGACCUAGCGCGAGUAUCGCACCGGGACGGUACCAUCGAUAGGUGGUGACGGCGAUGACAAAGACGGCGACAGCUUCAUUAUUCCACAGAGAACAGAUGUAUAUCAUUGAACAAACAGCAUUGAAAAACGUGUGUAAAAAUUCAAACCAAAAUACGUUGAAAAGAGCUAGGGUGUGCACCAUCCGCCUAGAUAGCGCCACUUCCAAAAUCAUGAUGGCCUACAGUAGCAGAACGUUGGACCACCUAAUCACUGCAUAAAACAUUCCGUACGAACGACAUCAGACCAAUGUCUGACUGCCCUUCAUCAGAGGGUUGUAAUUUUACGCGCCCAAGAAGGUAAACAAAACUAAAUCGGACAUAACAUGUGUAAAGGGACUAUUUUAAGUUGUCGCUAGAAAAAUCAUUUUUGAAUGAAUUUUCUGCUAUGUUUUCGUUAAUGUUAUUGCAUUUUUGCAUUAUUUUUAGUCAACUGGAAUUAUACAGAAGUGAAUUUUAUAUUUAAACGAGAUUAACAUUUAUUUUCUUUCGAAAUUAUUGAGCCUUUUUAAUUGUUAAGUCAAGUAUUCUCAGCCGCGACGGUGGCGCCGCCAAGCGUAUCCUGCACACUCUAACUUCUUUGAUACAAGAUUGUAUGCAACGCAUUUUUUUAGUUUACACGGUUUACACACAAGUUAGAACCAAGAUGUGUAUCUGUUCUCUGUGAUUAUUCUACAAUUAACGAUGCGUCGUACAGUGUGUUUGAGUGAGAGGGUUCAGAUUUUUCGCUAAUUCCCCUCACAUACAUACAGAGGAUAGAAUUCUAACCCCAUCCGAGGUUCAAUCAGAAGCGGGAGGGAGAGUAAAAAGGGAAAUUCAUUUCAAUCAAACAAAUGCUUCCGAUCCGUUUUCACCACUCUUGAAAGGAAGUGAGGUUUUGACUGGAUCCAAUUUCAUUAUUUUUGUAGGAGGGAAGAGUAUAUUUUGAACACAAAACUUAUUAAAUCUGAACUUCUGGUCAUUUUAAGUUUUCUUGUAGGACAAGCCUUCACAAAUCAUCUUCUGGCAAACAUAAAAAAAUAAUUAAAUUACACCCGAAAUUACAACACACUUUAUUCACACCAUGCUUGUAUUCUAAAAAUAACAAAACAAUAGGGUCCUUACGCUGUAUGUUGAUAUUUAUGUACAACGAUUUAAAAUACGCUUCAAACCUAACCUUAAACCAUUUCUGAUCACCAGUGUUGUGAAUGAGUGAUAGAAUAAACUAUCAUUUGAUGAUUCCUGAAAGAAACUAUCAGCAGGUAUAGCGACCGUCACUAUUGCGACUGCUUGUGAGCUCUCUUCUUUUAUCUCGUGAUUGCCAGCAUGAGCAGUUCCUUUCUCUUUUCUUCGUUCAUUGACACUCGCCGAAGAUUCUUCUGUAUUCUCAGAAAAUCACAAUGAAAGAACGAGAGAGGGGAAUUUGAAAACGAUCACGCACUACAUCCCGUUAAACAGCGUUGGCAAAUUUUGUUUUGUGGCUACGCUCAGUUGAGGGAGAAUGAUUGUGAGUGAGAAAAAGAGAUCAACACGCAGAAAAAAGUUUUGUAGAAUCAGCCUGUACGAGGUUUGAAUCAACAAAAUUUCCGAUCACGACAGUAAUCAACGCCGAUUUUACGUUGAAACAAACCUUGAUUUUCUCGAUUCCACAAAAGUCUUUUGUUGUUUUGAAAAAGCUGCUUUGACGUUUAGCGAUUCGAUUCAACAAAAAUUAUGAUUUUCAAAUCAACAAACGUUUUGUUGAUUCAAAUAUGCCUUAUUUUUCUGCGUGAAGCAAUUAUUGGUGCUGAAAAUUUCGCGAUGGAAAGAAGGACAGUGAAAGUUGAUUUGGGACAUGAUCAGGGCCCGGCGAUGGGCUAAUAAACGCGACUGAACAACAUUGGCAAUAUAGCGUCAUUUGUUUACCAUCAUGAAAUUUUUGCAGAAGUUUUUGAAAAAUAACUUAUUUGUUGAAAUAUUGCUAAUUGUAGCGUCUUUUUAAUAGAUUUGACGAAAUACAUAAAUUUUGUAAAACCAUCAUGUAGAAAAAAGUUUCAAUUCAAAACAUUAAUUAUUUAUCCAUCAUUACCAGAUUUUUUGCAAGAUUACAGAUAACAGAGAUAACAACGUAUCUCAAUUUGAUCGUUUAUUUUCCAUCAAUUUUAUCUCCGAAGUUUGGCAAAAAGUAUAAAAAUUAGCAAAAAGUUUAGUGAACUAUACCACAAAUAAUAUUCACUAAAUGGGAAAUUAGUUGUUAGGCACACCGAUUUUAUAGGGUUCGCUGUUGUCCACGCUCCAUACAAAAAAUAUGUGUGGUACACUGCCGUUCUACGCAUAAUUGUCCCAUGUCAUUUUAUUCGAUUCUGACCUUUUGUCAUUUUUAGGUUUAGUUUGACGUUUACUUUUCGAAAUACACAUAAAACUCAGUGAAAAUAACACCAAGUCUGUUUGUCCCAUCGUUGUACUUCUACGCAUAAUUGUCCCACCAAGUAUUUUCUAUCACGAAAUUAUCAGUUUUACGAAGUAUUGUGUCUUGUUUACCUGUUGUGUAGCAAGAGGAUUACAAAUAAGAGUGAUAAAAACUGCUAACUGGGAUGGUUAGGGACUUAUGGGACCCACGGGACAAUUAUGCGUAGAAACACAAAAAACGGUCGAAAAAUUUCAAUCGCCUUUUUCUCAGUUGCACUUUUUUGAACAUGGGACAAUUAUGCGUAGAACGGCAGUACAGUUGUCAAAACUGCUAUUUUUGACUCAAUUUGUCCCACCCAUAAGAUCGGAUAGGAAUUUGUGAAAAAGUGGGGUGUUAUCGAAUUUUCUAGAACAAAGUACUAACAUUCUGGAGUUUUCUAAAAUUUCGCAUGCUACAGAACCAGAAUGCACAAUAAACUUAAAACUGAAAAAACGUAUAUGUGAAAUUUUUGCGAAAAGGGUUUAAGGUUUCUGAUGAUUUGGAAUAAUUGAAUAAUGAAUUUUUAAACGAUUUAUGUCUGAUUAUUCUUGCUUUAAGAUUAUACUUAUUUUGCGUUUGGCAUGAAAUUCGAAUUUAUGUACACUAAUUUUUUUUCUAGUGCGCAGUUGAUCUCGAACCGAAGCUUAAAAAAGGGUAUACAGUCCAGAUUCGAUUAUCCGAAGCCUCGAUUAUCCAAAGUUUCGAUUAUCCGAAGUUAAAUUAUUCGAAGUUUUGUAUGAGACUUCGGAUAUAUAUUAUAAUCGAAUCAAGAUCAAAACAUUUUUUUUGUUAUUUUCAAAUUCGAUUUUUUUUUUCGUGAUUAGAUUAUAAGUAGUGACAGUUUUUAAGGCCUUUGAAUAAUCGAAUCUGAACUGAAUAAUAAUCAUCAACAUCAGUAUGAAGGGAUGAACUUAAAUCUAUAUAUCUUUUUAAAAGAUUAACGAGCCAAUUGUCCAAAAAGUUCUCAUGGAGCAUGACAAACUUUUUGUAGAAAAGCACGUUUUGCAAAAAGUGAACAAGUUUGUUUAUCGAAUUGAUAUCUGAACAAAGGAAUAAAGCACAUUGCUAAGCACGUUUCAGCCAUAAAAAGAAGCCAAAUGAAAAUUGCAGAGCAAAUCUAAAUCUUGAGACUUUGAGGUUAUCUAAAUGUAGAGUUGUGCCCAACGGCCAUCACAAAGUCCAGUCUACCUCAAAACUGUGGUGACGGAAGGACCAUCCGGUGUACUGAAGUCAUACGUGAGCAGGCAGACCAGGCAUUUAUAAUUGCGGCCGGACAUAGUUGUUGCCACACCGCACUCUCCACUUACACACAAUGGCACUACAUUCCAAGAGUGGACGACAGACCAGCAGGGCAGGUUGCACCAAUAUUGCACUAUUGCGGUCUUUGAUGCAAACGAACAUAUUCUGCAUUGGUAUGCGAUGCAGACACACAGACCCAGCAUCCAGCAGUGUCUAUGUGUUUUGAUGAAACAAUAGUUUGAUUGCACUCGCUCGACCUGCCACAUGACAAAGAGGACUUAUGCUGUACGUACGUGCGAAAGGUUCUAAAUAAUUUGAUAUGUGAUCUGGUGCAGUCUUUUCAAUCUUGAUAUCCUACAGUAUAGACAUUAGAAAAGGAAAAGAUUCUAUGGAACGCAAAUAAUGCUAAUCACGAGUGAUUAAAACUGUCAAUUUUAAUAAACUCAAUGAGAUUUAAAAGAGAAUGACAUGUUUAAUUUUUGUGAAUUAUUUUACAUCUAUGUUUGUCUACUAAAGCCAAUAUACAAUUGAAGUGAGAAAUUCGAUCCGCUUAAUUUCCUAUGUUCACAUAAAUGACCCAUAUUCUUUAUUUCAUCUGUUUUAAGAUGGUGCACUAUUUUGCGGAAAAUAAAAUAAAACAAUUAAAUUGCAUCAAACGGGAACCAUUUGGAACAAGCUUGGCGGUUUUAUUUCACCACUAAAUGUGAUCAAGAGGAAUCUGUGGAACGAGGCAGAAUGGAACUAGCAAACUAACUCUGUCAUGGUUCACCCCAUAGUCGUUUGGCCAAGGGUCACUAACUGUGCGGUGCGAUGGCCAUCGUCAAGUACCAGAAAACUGAGAACGGGACGUCCCCAGGACCAAAAAGCGACAUGUUUUGCGCCGACCAGGGAGAAAGCAAACAUAACCGGAAAUGCUAACAAUGUAACAAACAUUUUAUUGUCUAUUUCUCGUUUUUUUUUUUUUGCAAAUGUUGGAGUGUGUUAGAAGGUUGAAGAGGGGAGAGAAGAGGUCAUGUAAAUGUGAACAUUUGCUGGCAACCGACAGAAUUGGGGCCUUUUAUAGCCUUUCCCGGAUCUCGUGCUCGGAUGUAGUAAUAAAAUAAAAAUAUUUCGAAUACUUUAGCCGUGGAGGGAAAAUGUUGACGAGAACGACGGCGCUGCUGACGAGGGCUGGAAUGUUGAUGGAAAUAUCAACCCGUUUUUUUUUUGUGGCCGAAUGGCGAAAUCACGUUGCAUUUGGCGAGGAGCAGUACAUUUUGGAGGCGAAAUUGCUUGAAGGUUAUGUGGCACAUAAGCUGCGAUGGGAACAAUUAUUUUGAAAAGCUUGCCCUCAAUUACUCGAUGCAGAACUAUUUGCAUUUGAAAGUGUGCAGUUCCCGCAAAUUGAAGCAUGCAAAUUUUAUAAGUUGAAAAAUAAACCAAUCUCAAUUGAAUGUAGUUCAUCUAUAUAUCAAUAUUUCAUCCAAUAAAUAAUAUGGUUUUUAUAAGAAACUAAUUCAUGAUAUGUCUUGCAGAUAAUCGAACAAAAUGACUCGUUUACAACGCCUCGAACCCAGGAUUGGAAAACAAAUAAAUAAUAGGAUAUCGUUCCAAACUAAAUUACUAAUUUCCAAACAUACUUAAAUCUCGAAAUGCCUUGUUAUGAAAAAAAAGUAAUAACAUUUUUCCUACCUUAAAAAUGCACUUGAUAACUUAAUUUGAAAAAUCAACUCUCCGAUUGCUGCAAUUUCAUCAUGAAACCACUUCCACGAGCCGUCUUAAAAUGGUUAAUGUCGACAUUGCACCACAGAAAUUCAACAUUUUUGGUUGACCCUUGCCAAAAGACCUCUCAAAUUCUCUGCCCCACCAAUCGCAAUCACCCAGUACAAUAGUGGGGAAAGAAUUCUCCAUGCAAACCCAACAAAAAAAAACAUUCAAGCUCCUCCCCAAA
This is a messenger RNA of Culex pipiens pallens (northern house mosquito), 11492 nucleotides long. RefSeq lists its product as uncharacterized. The coding region runs from base 1979 to 5929 and encodes 1316 amino acids. The record is from RefSeq and is a predicted model, not a curated record. Gene Ontology annotation, molecular function: protein binding. NCBI's taxonomy places the organism in Eukaryota, Metazoa, Arthropoda, Insecta, Diptera, Culicidae. The transcript has 4 exons.